GAGGGCAAAAUGAUGAAGAGUGACUUAGAGGCACCCUCUUCCCCCGGAGCAGCAAUCAGAUGCAGGGAUGUGUGUCGGUCAUAUGGGAAACUGAAGGUGCUGAGUAACCUCAACUUGACUGUGCCUCAGGGCCAGAUUUAUGGACUAUUGGGACCAAGUGGUUGUGGGAAGACCACACUUUUGAAAUGCAUCGUGGGUACACUGAAGAUCUCUCGCGGGCACAUCACAGUGUUGGGCAAGCCCCCGGCCUUUCCAGGUCACGAGGUUCCAGGAAGAAUGGUGGGCUACAUGCCACAGGACCUGGCGCUGUACAACGAGUUCACCAUCAGUGAUACCAUGUGGUUUUUUGGCCGGAUCCAUGGGCUGUCAUCUAAAGAGACACAGGACAGGAUGAACUUUCUCAUUGAUUUCCUAGACCUGCCGCAAAAAACCAGCCUCGUCCGAAAUCUGAGUGGGGGCCAAAAGCGGAGGGUGUCGCUAGGGGCUGCUCUGCUCCAGAACCCACGCCUGCUGAUUUUAGAUGAGCCCACUGUGGGGGUGGACCCUGUCCUGCGAGCAAAGAUAUGGCAACAUCUGGUAGAUAUAGUGAGAGGUGGCCAAGUGUCUGUUAUUAUCACUACACAUUACAUUGAAGAGGCCAGGCAAGCCAAUAUGGUUGGCCUGAUGAGAAAUGGCAGGCUGUUGGCUGAGGCCCCCCCAGAGGCUGUGAUGAAGCAGCACAAUGCAGCGACUCUGGAAGCUGCGUUCCUGCAGCUGUGUGAGGACUGGGAUCAGGGGACAUCCAAAAAUGGUGGCAGCCCAAAGGGUCAUCUGAUGGAUAGCAGCCCCUCUCCGGACAGGUGGAGAGAUGAGAGCCAAGAGCCCAUACUGCCAAUAGCAAAAAGCUCUCCAGCCACAGAGGAAGUGCCAAAGUACAAAGUGGACUGGAAGGUGAGAGCAAGACAUAUUGUGCCAAAAUGGAGGAAUAUCAUGGCCCUUAUGAUAAAGACAAUGGUGCGGAUGAGGAGAAUGCCUGGGUCACUCUGUUUCCAGUUUCUUUUGCCUGUGAUCCAGAUUUGUCUGAUGUGUCUGUGUAUUGGUGGGGACCCAAAGGGGGUUGAGGUGGCUAUCGUCAACAAUGAGACCAGCCCAACCUCCUACAGCCACUCCCUCCUCUCCUUCCUGGACAACUCCAGCAUCCGUCAGGUCAAUUUGUCUCACGCAGAAGCAUUUACAGGGAUCCACAAUGGAGACUAUUGGGGUGUCGUUGGGUUCGGCCAAAACUUUACCAGCUACCUAACCAAACGAAUGCUACAGCCCAGAGUGUCCAGGGACGUGGUGGAAGGUGGUUCUGUCCAUGUCUGGCUGGACCUGACAAAUCGACAGAUUGCAAUAAUGCUGCAGAAAAAGCUUCAUGAAGCUUUUGAGGCUUUUGUUCAGAACAAAAUGGGAACUCUGUCUUAUAUGGUCUCCCUGCCUAUCAAGUUUGAGGAUCCCAUUUACGGCAGUAAGAACACAGAUUUCACCACGUUUGUGACACCGGGGGCUGUUUUAAGCAUCACAUUCUACCUGGCUGUAGGCCUGACUGCUCUGUCCUUUGUGCUGGAGAGAAAAGAGGGACUGCUGGACAGAUGCUGGGUAGCAGGGGUCAGCUCUCUGGAGACCAUGCUAGCCCAUCUCUUCUCUCAACUGUUUGUCAUCAGUGUUCAAAUCAUCCUCCUACUACUGUUCAUCCUGCUUGUUUUCAAAGUACCUAAUGAAGGCUCUCUAGCACUGGUCAUAUCUCUGAUAGUUCUUCAGGGCAUCACUGGCAUCUCUUUUGGUCUGGUCAUCUCUUCGGCCAUUGACGAUGAGCAGUCUGCCAAUCAGGCUGCCCUUGGCAUCUUCUACCCUAACCUCAUCAUUAGUGGUGUCAUCUGGCCCGUGGAGUGUAUCCCAUACCCACUGCGCUACCUAAGCCUGGUCCUGCCCCAGACCUAUGCCUCAGAGGCCCUCCGCUGCAUCAUGUACAGAGGAUGGGACCUCUCUCGAAUGAUGGUGUGGAGAGGCUUUGCUGUCACUCUGGGAUGGAACACAUUCUUCCUCAUCCUGGCCACGGUCAUCCUCAAACUGAGGACGUGA
Messenger RNA from Chanos chanos (milkfish), 2100 nucleotides. RefSeq names its product ATP-binding cassette, sub-family H, member 1 (gene abch1). Bases 10 to 2100 code for a protein of 696 amino acids. Gene Ontology annotation, molecular function: ATP binding; ATP hydrolysis activity; ABC-type transporter activity. The transcript is spliced from 19 exons. The record is from RefSeq and is a predicted model, not a curated record. Gene Ontology annotation, cellular component: membrane; ATP-binding cassette (ABC) transporter complex. Gene Ontology annotation, biological process: transmembrane transport. Lineage: Eukaryota; Metazoa; Chordata; Actinopteri; Gonorynchiformes; Chanidae.